This is a messenger RNA of Fusarium vanettenii 77-13-4, 867 nucleotides long. RefSeq lists its product as uncharacterized. The record is from RefSeq and is a predicted model, not a curated record. Gene Ontology annotation, molecular function: ferrous iron binding; oxidoreductase activity, acting on single donors with incorporation of molecular oxygen; zinc ion binding. Lineage: Eukaryota; Fungi; Ascomycota; Sordariomycetes; Hypocreales; Nectriaceae. Bases 1 to 867 code for a protein of 288 amino acids. The transcript has 3 exons.
AUGGCCCCGAUUGAACACAACAAGGGCAAAGCUCCCACACCCGUCUUCCUUCUCUCCCAUGGAACUCCUCUCAUGCUUGGGGAAGAAAGUGAGCCACAGCGAGUAUGGGAGGAGAUCGGCAAUGAGUUGAUAAAGCGCAAGGUCUCCCGCAUUGGAGCCCACUGGAUGGUCGGUGGUGAUGGCGUUCAAGUCGCCAUGAAUCCCAAAGCGGGAAAGCAUCCCCCUGGUGGUGUUAGGGACAACCGUUGGAUCCCAUACAAGCUCAUCACCGAUGUCGAAGGUGGUCAUCGGGUCAUGAAAAUGUUGAACGACGCCGGUAUCAAGGCGAGCCCUGACUACAAGUGGGAUUGGAUUCAUGACACAUACAAUGUCUUGAUCCGCAUGUUCCCACGUUGCAUCCCCCCGCCCACCGUUGUGGUGUCAAUGAAUGCCUUUUAUGACCCCCAUAUGCACGCAAAGAUCGGCCUUACUCUCAGGCCGCUGCGCUAUGAGAACACUGUCAUCAUUGGCAGUGCUGGGACAGUCCACAACCUUUGGCGGGCGCGGUGGAUCGACCAAGCCUUGUAUCGCGACAACUUUUCAAUUCCCACGCCACCUGAGGAAUGGGCGCUGCAAUUUAGACAGUCGUUCAUUGACGCCGUCAUCAACAACAAGGGGCCGGCCAUGAGACGGGCUGUAACGAGGCUGAUGAAGCACCCCCGAUACCGCGAGGCACACGGCUCGGACGACCACUACAUGGCUAAUAUUUUUUGUGCUGGGGCUGCCGGCGACAUGGAUGACAUUGACAGCGAGAACUUUUACCUGGGGGAGAACUGGGAGCUGAUUAACCAGAGCAAUGUCCAGUUCCAACUGGGACGGUGGGAAUAG